This is a messenger RNA of Marmota monax (woodchuck), 1365 nucleotides long. RefSeq names its product carbonic anhydrase 6 (gene Ca6). The transcript is spliced from 10 exons. Bases 181 to 1131 code for a protein of 316 amino acids. The record is from RefSeq and is a predicted model, not a curated record. Lineage: Eukaryota; Metazoa; Chordata; Mammalia; Rodentia; Sciuridae. Gene Ontology annotation, molecular function: zinc ion binding; carbonate dehydratase activity.
GGGCGACGACCCGGGACGUGGGGCUGGAGGACAUGCCCUGAGUAAUCCUUGCUGCCCUACGGGUGGUUCGAGGUUGGAGCCAGAGAGGGGAGCCGUCUCGGACCUGGUCAUAGAAAAAGCUUCUGAGCUUUAAAAGAAGAGCUUCCCCAGGAUCUGUCCUGCUUCCAGACCUGCAGCGUCAUGAGGGCUGUGGUGACUCUGGUGUCCCUGCUCCUCCUGGGCGCCCAGGCCCAACACGAGUGGUCCUAUUCAGAGGGGGGACUGGAAGAGGACCUCUGGCCGCAGGAAUACCCGGCCUGCGGGGGACACAGGCAGUCGCCCAUUGACCUGCAGCAUAAUAAGGUGCGCUUCAACCCGGCUUUGAAGGCGCUGAACCUGACGGGCUACCAGGAGGACCGUGGGGACGAGUUGACCAUGAUCAACAAUGGCCACACAGUGCAGAUCAACCUACCUCCUACCAUGCGCAUGAUGGCCCCUGAUGGCACCGAGUAUGUCACCAAGCAGAUGCACUACCACUGGGGUGGUGGGUCCUCAGAGGUCAGCGGCUCCGAGCACACCAUUGAUGGGAUCAGACAUGUGAUCGAGAUCCACGUUGUCCACUACAAUGCGAAAUACGACAGCUACGACAUAGCCAAGGACGCAUCGGAUGGCCUGGCCGUCCUGGCAGCCUUUGUGGAGGUCAAUGAGUAUGCUGAGAACACUUACUACAGCACCUUUAUCUCCCACUUGGCCGACAUCAGGUACCCAGGACAAAGAACAAUUCUGAGAGGCCUUGACAUUCAGGACAUGCUGCCCAGGGACCUCUACCACUACUACACCUACGAGGGGUCGCUCACCACUCCCCCCUGCACGGAGAAUGUCCACUGGUUUGUGCUGGCAGAUUCCGUCAAGCUCUCCAGGUCUCAGGUGUGGAAGCUGGAGAACUCCCUGCUGAACUUCCGGAACGACACCCUGCACAACGACUACCGCAAGACCCAGCCCCUGCACCGCCGCGUGGUGGAGGCCAACUUCCAGUACUUCCCCAACCAGCGCUCUGAGUUCAGGUUUUACCUAAACGAGAUCAACGACAACCUCGAGUACUUGGUAAGAACUUUUGAACAGAGGGAAGCUAAGUCAAGAAACCGGCAUUAACCAGCUGGAAGCAAGAGCUAGGGCAGGAAUGGUGGACUUUCCCUGUGGACUCCCCCUGCCCUGUCUCUAAGAAACCCUGUGGGUCUGAAGCAUGUCUCUUGCUGAGGCACCCAUUGAGUUCCUGAUCUACAUGCCAGAAACCAUCAUCCAUGAAAGAAAGUGAGAUGAUUCAAGUGAACAAGGACAUAUUGGACUUAGAAAAUUGUUCACUUUUAUCUAAAUUAGAAACUUCCU